AAAGGCCUGACUGACGCUUAUAAAGGCUGUGGAAGUCUGGUUAGGCUGAGGGAUGUGUGUGGUGUACGGUUGGGACAACUAACCACGGUGCAGAGCGGAGAGUCUGAAGUCUUUGUUGAACCUCGAGGGAUUCGAGCAUCGCGGUAUCCGAUUGUGUCAGUCUGCAGAGCUCCGGUGAGUACGGUGCAACCGGACCAAUAUCCGCGUUAGUCCAUUACUCUUUCAGUCGAUGUCUUUGUCCCCGCUUCAUUCAGUCAGACCAAAAAUGAGUGACGCCGAGAUGGAAAUUUUCGGGGUGGCGGCGCCGUACCUCCGAAAAUCGGAGCGGGAGAGGAUCGCAGCCCAGAACGCGGUGUUCGACGCCAAGACGGCUGUUUUUGUGCCGGACCCGAAGCAGGAGUACGUCAAGGGAAAGAUCAGAAGCCAGGACGGCUCCAAUGUCACCGUGGAGACGCAGGACGGAAAGGUCGUCACAGUGGACCUGGACGACGUUCGGCCCAUGAACCCCCCUAAGUUUGACAAGCUGGAGGACAUGGCCCUGCUGACUCACCUCCACGAACCCGCUGUGCUGUUCAACCUCAAGGAGCGCUACGCCGCCUGGAUGAUCUAUACCUACUCUGGACUCUUCUGUGUGACUGUGAACCCCUACAAGUGGCUCCCGGUCUACAACCCGGAGGUGGUGGCCGGGUACCGGGGGAAGAAACGCCAGGAGGCCCCCCCGCACAUCUUCUCCAUCUCUGACAACGCUUAUCAGUACAUGCUCACAGAUCGAGAGAACCAAAGUAUCCUGAUCACUGGAGAAUCUGGUGCCGGGAAGACGGUCAACACGAAACGCGUCAUCCAGUAUUUUGCAACAAUUGCAUCAUUCGGAGACUCGAGCAAGAAAGAGCAAGUUGCCGGCAAAAUGCAGGGGACUCUGGAGGAUCAAAUCAUCCAGGCGAACCCUCUGCUCGAAGCUUUCGGGAACGCCAAGACUGUGAGGAACGACAACUCCUCUCGAUUUGGAAAGUUCAUCCGCAUCCACUUUGGAACAAAGGGGAAAUUGGCAUCGGCAGACAUUGAAACUUACCUUUUGGAAAAAUCCAGGGUGACGUUUCAGCUGCCGGCCGAGAGGAGCUACCACAUCUUCUAUCAGAUCAUGUCAAACAAGAAGCCUGAUUUAAUCGAGAUGAUGCUGAUAACCAACAAUCCGUACGACUACCCGUUCAUCAGCCAGGGAGAGAUCACUGUGCUGAGCAUCGACGACACCGAGGAGCUGAUGGCCACAGAUAGCGCCAUCGACAUCCUGGGCUUCAACGCGGAGGAGAAGUUGGGCAUCUACAAGCUGACCGGCGCCGUGAUGCACAACGGCAACAUGAAGUUCAAGCAGAAGCAGCGAGAGGAGCAGGCGGAGCCCGACGGCACCGAGGUGGCGGACAAGGUCGCCUACCUCAUGGGCCUGAACUCUGCCGAUUUGCUGAAAGCGCUGUGUUACCCUCGAGUCAAGGUCGGCAACGAGUACGUCACCAAAGGGCAGACGCCGCAGCAGGUGAACAACGCCAUGGGCGCUCUGUCCAAGGCCGUGUACGAGAAGCUGUUCCUGUGGAUGGUGACGAGGAUCAACCAGCAGCUGGACACCAAACUGCCGAGGCAGCAUUUCAUCGGCGUGCUGGAUAUCGCCGGGUUCGAGAUAUUCGAGAUGAACAGUCUGGAGCAGCUGUGCAUCAACUUCACGAACGAGAAGCUGCAGCAGUUCUUCAACCACCACAUGUUCGUGCUGGAGCAGGAGGAGUACAAGAAGGAAGGGAUCGCGUGGGAGUUCAUCGACUUCGGCAUGGACCUGGCCGCCUGCAUCGAGCUCAUCGAGAAGCCGAUGGGGAUCUUCUCCAUCCUCGAGGAGGAGUGCAUGUUCCCGAAGGCGACGGACGCCUCCUUCAAGAACAAGCUGUACGACCAGCACCUGGGGAAGAGCGGCAUCCUGCAGAAGCCCAAGCCGUCCAAAGGGAAGGCGGAGGCCCACUUCUCGCUGAUGCACUACGCCGGCACCGUCGACUACAACAUCAGCGGCUGGCUGGAGAAGAACAAAGACCCGCUCAGCGACAAUGUGGUGCAGCUGUAUCAAAAGGCUUCGCUCAAACUUCUCUCUCAGCUCUUUGCCACCUACGCGACCGCUGACGAUGGAAGUAAGAAAAGUUACAAGAGAAAGGGCUCUUCUUUCCAGACGGUCUCUGCUCUCUUCAGGGAGAAUCUGAACAAGCUGAUGGCCAACCUCCGGUCCACGCACCCGCACUUUGUACGCUGCAUCAUCCCAAAUGAGACCAAGACACCAGGGUCGAUGGAUCACCAUCUGGUCCUGCACCAGCUGCGGUGUAACGGCGUGCUGGAGGGCAUCAGGAUCUGCCGGAAGGGAUUCCCCAGCAGGAUCCUCUACGGAGACUUCCGCCAGAGGUACAGGAUCCUGAACGCCAGCGCCAUCCCCGAGGGGCAGUUCAUCGACAGCAAGAAGGCUUCGGAGAAACUGCUCUCGUCCAUCGACGUGGACCACGGCCAGUACAGAUUUGGAUACACAAAGGUGUUUUUCAAAGCCGGCCUUCUGGGCCUCCUGGAGGAGAUGAGGGACGAGCGACUGGCCGUGCUGAUGACGCGAAUCCAGGCUGCGGCCCGAGGUUACGUCACCAGGCUGCGGCUCAAGGAGAUGUCGAAGAAAAGAGAGUCCAUCUUCGUCGUCCAGUACAACAUCCGCUCCUUCAUGAACGUGAAGAACUGGCCCUGGAUGAGGCUCUUCUUCAAGAUAAAGCCUCUGCUGCGGAGUGCCGAGGCGGAGAAGGAGAUGCAGAACAUGAAGGAGGCGUUCGCGCGACUCAAAGAGGAGCUCGCCAAGUCGGAGGCCCGGAGGAAGGAGCUGGAGGAGAAGACGGUCGCACUCGUCCAGGAGAAAAACGACCUUCACCUUCAAAUCCAAGCGGAGAGGGAGAACCUGUGCGACGCCGAGGAGCGGUGUGAGGGCCUGAUCAAGAGCAAGAUCCACCUGGAGGCCAAGGUCAAGGAGUUCUCCGAGAGGAUGGAGGAGGAGGAGGAGAUCAACGCCGAGAUCACGGCCAAGAAGAGGAAGCUGGAGGACGAGUGCUCGGAGCUGAAGAGAGACAUCGACGACCUGGAGCUCACCAUCGGCAAAGUGGAGAAGGAGAAGUACGCCACGGAAAACAAGGUGAAGAAUCUGGUGGAGGAGCUGACGUCGCUGGAGGAGAAGCUGCUGAAGUCCUCGAAGGAGAUGAGAGCUCUGCAGGAGGCGCACCAGCAGACGCUGGACGACCUGCAGGCCGAGGAGGACAAGGCCAACACCCUGGUGAAGACGAAGCUCAAGUUGGAGCAGCAGGUUGACGACCUGGAGGGCUCCCUGGAGCAGGAGAAGAAGGCGCGCGCCGACCUGGAGAGGUCCCGGAGGAAAGUGGAGGGCGAUCUGAAGCUGGCGCAGGAAACCGUCAUGGACCUGGAGAACGAGCGACAGCAGACGGAGGAAGGGCUGAAAAAAAAAGACUUUGAAAUCAGCAGCCUGCAGUGCAAAAUUGACGACGAGCAAGCUCUGAGCACUCAGCUACAGAAGAGGAUUAAAGAGCUUCAGGCCCGCGGCGAGGAGCUGGAGGAGGAAAUGGAGGCCGAGCGCUCGGCUCGGGCCAAGGCGGAGAAGCAGCGGUCGGACGUGUCCAGGGAGCUGGAGGAGAUCAGCGAGCGGCUGGAGGAGGCCGGGGGAGCCACCGCCGCCCAGGCCGAGCUGAACAAGAAGCGCGAGGCCGAGUUCCACAGGCUGCGUCGCGACCUGGAGGAGUCCACGCUGCAGCACGAGUCGGUCGCCGCCACGCUGCGCCGGAAGCAGGCCGACAGCGUGGCCGAGCUCGGCGAGCAGCUGGACAACCUGCAGAGGGUGAAGCAGAAGCUGGAGAAGGAGAAGAGCGAGCUGAGGAUGGAGAUCGACGACAUGGCGAGCAGCGUGGAGAGCGUGCUGAAGAGCAAGGCCAAUCUGGAGAAACUGUGCAGGAGCCACGAAGACCAAAUGAGCGAACACAGGACCAGAGCGGACGACGCCCAGAGAUCUCUGAGCGACCACACCGCACUCAGCGCUCGCCUGCAAACGGAAAACGGCGAGCUCACUCGUCUGCUGGAGGAGAAAGAGGCGACGCUGUCGCAGCUGAGCAGAGCGAGAACCGCCGGGAGUCAACAGAUCGAGGAGCUGAAGAGACUUUUGGACGACGAGAUGAAGACCAAGAACGCCCUGGCUCACAGUUUGCACUCGUCCCGUCACGACUGCGAGCUGCUGAGGGAGCAGUACGAGGAGGAGCAGGAGGCGAAGGCCGAGCUGCAGCGCUACCUGUCCAAGGCCAACGGCGACGUGGCGCAGUGGAGAACCAAGUACGAGACGGACGCCAUCCAACGCACCGAGGAGCUGGAGGAGGCGAAGAAGAGGUUGGCCCAGCGGCUGCAGGAGUCUGAGGAGAUGACAGAAGCAGCAAAUGUCAAAUGUGCGUCGCUGGAGAAAACCAAGCAGCGGCUGCAGGCCGAGGUGGAGGAUCUGAUGGUGGAGGUGGAGAGGUCGAACGCGGCCAACGCCUCCUUGGACAAGAAACAGAGGAACUUUGACAAGGUUCUUGCUGAGUGGAAACAGAAAAAUGAGGAGAGUCAGUCGGAUCUGGAAGCUUCCCAGCGAGAGUCCAGACUUCUGAGUACAGAACUCUUCAAGCUGAAAAACUCGUACGAGGAAGCUCUGGAUCACCUGGAGACCAUUAAAAGAGAGAACAAGAAUCUCCAACAGGAGAUCACGGAUCUCACGGAGCAAGUCGGACAAUCUGCCAAAGUUGUCCACGAGCUGGAGAAGGUCGCGAAGCAAGCGGAGCAGGAGAAGAGAGACACGCAGGCUGCUCUCGAGGAAGUGGAGUCGUCUCUGGAACACGAGGAGGCCAAGAUCCUCCACCUCCAGCUGGAGCUGAACCAGGUGAAGUCGGAGGUGGACCGCAGGGCGGCGGAGAAGGACGAGGAGAUGGACCAGCUGAAGCGGACCCACCAGAGGACCGUGGACACGCUGCAGGGCACGCUGGACGCCGAGGCGCGCAGCAGGAACGACGCCGUCCGAGUGAAGAAGAAGAUGGAGGCGGAUCUGAACGAGCUGGAGAUGCAGCUGGGUCACGCCAACCGGCAGGCGGCCGAGGCCACCAAGCAGCAGAGGAACCUGCAGACGCAGCUGAAGGACGCGCAGGUCCACCUGGACGAAGCGCUCCACAGUCUGGAGGAGUCCAAGGAGCAACUCGCCAUCGUGGAGCGCCGCAACCACCUGGUGACGGCGGAGAGCGAGGAGAUCAGGGCGGCGCUGGAGCAGUCGGAGAGGGGUCGCAAGCUGGCCGAGCAGGAGCUGAUGGAGACCAGCGAGAGGAUUCAGCUGCUGCACUCGCAGAACACCGGCCUCCUGAACACCAAGAAGAAGAUGGAGUGUGACGUAGCUCAGCUGCAGUCCGAGGUGGAGGACACCGUCCAGGAGGCGAGGAACGCCGACGAGAAGGCCAAAAAGGCCAUCACGGACGCGGCCGUGAUGGCCGAGGAGCUGAAGAAGGAGCAGGACACCAGCGCUCACCUGGAGAGGAUGAAGAAGAACACGGAGGCCACUGUGAAAGACCUGCAGCAGCGUCUGGACGAGGCCGAGCAGCUGGCGCUGAAGGGCGGCAAGAAGGAGCUGCACAAACUGGAAACCAGGGUCCGUGAGCUGGAAAAUGAGUUGGAGGCCGAACAGAAACGCGGCGGCGAAGCCACGAAAGGUUUGAGGAAAUAUGAGAGAAAAAUCAAAGAGCUCACUUUUCAGGCUGAGGAGGAGAAGAAGAACGUGGCCCGGCUCCAGGAUCUGGUCAACAAGCUGCAGCUGAAAGUGAAGGCGUACAAGAGGCAGAGUGAGGAGGCGGAGGAACAAACCAGCGUCCACUUGCUGAAAGUCCGGAAGGUGCAGCAUGAGCUGGAGGAGGCCGAGGAGCGAGCCGACAUCGCCGAAUCGCAGCUGAAUAAGUUACGAGCCAAGAGCCGCGACGUGGGUAAAGGAGAGUAGUGACGUCAGUUACAUCUCCACCCGGGAGACGUUGAGAUCGUUGAAUCAAAAAGCGACAUUUAUCAGAGGAAAAGUUAGAAAUGCAUGGACAGCGUCAGGGAUUUUAAAAUGUAUUAUUAAGUCACGCGUAACUAAAGACGUCAGAUUAACUGUAGUGGAGUACAAGUACAAUACUUCUCCCUUGAAAGACAAAAAGAAAGAAAAUUGAUUAAGGAAGUUUGUGAAGAUUGUGCUCAAGUAUGUCGGUCACUUUUUACUGAGUUUGAUAAUUAAAAAAAGAAGACCACAGACACUAAAACAAAAGAUUCAAACUAAAGUUGAUGUGGUGACAUUCACAUGCAGCAGCCACACUGAUCUGAUGACGACGCAUCUCACAAGUUCAACUGUAAAAACUAAAGUCGCUCAGAUUUACAGCUGAAAACCAAAGAAGGGGAAUUAAACAAAAAACACAGGACUAACAUUUGAAGAGUUGAGGACCCCCCCCCACCCCCCCAACCCCCCAGCAGCAGCUGGUACGUUGAUGACAUUUGUUCAAAUCCCCCGUGAAGCACGGUUAGAGUUACCACAUGUGACUUUGAGCGCGAGAGGGCGGAUUAAGACGCGAGUGGCUGUGAGAGUGACGGCCGGGGGGAAGAGGUCGUCGCCGGGGGGGAGACGGAGGCCGACUCCGGGGGCCGACAGGUCGCUGUUGUUGUUUGGCAACUGGCGGAAAAAGAAAACCCCCCCAACCUCUGUUCACCAACUCGUCAGCACUGAGGAGACAUUCAACAGUUUUCUUUCCCUUAAUCUCGUCUACAACAGGAGCGGGAAAUCUCGCAAAUUUGCCAAAGAGGAACGUGACACGAGGCCAUUUCCGCUCGUAGACAUCGUAUUCUAAGCAUUGAUUUUUUUUGUCUGACGUCCCCCGAAACACGCACGCUGCCGCAUCGCAGGAGGAGACGAUGUGACGCAUUGUGGAGAUGACGAGCUGCUGUUCACACUUUGCUCCCCCGGACACGACGGGCGCCUCCAGUUACACACAGUCUUGUUUGCUCAUUCUAAAAGUGGUUCAAAGUGGACACCGUGUGUUUCCACUCGCUGGUGAUGUUAACGCCGCCGUAAGUACAGUGAGUGCACACGGGACACUUGUGAACGCUCCAAAUUAAUUAUAGCUUGACAGCAACGGCGACAACGGCCCCCCGAGUUCGAAGCCCAGCAGAGAUCCAGUAAAUGAACAAAUGUGCCUCGGUUUGUCCAUUUUGUCCAGAAAUAUAAUAAUAUCGAUAUCUCCCUCCAUACAAGUGCCCAAACAAUAAGGAUUCUUGCAAUUAUUAGGAAGUAAAAAAAAAUCUGAUACUGAUAUAUUGGCCUAUAUAUAUAUAUAUAUAUAUAUAUAUACAUAUAUACACAAGAUAUAUACAAUGUUGAUAUUAAACCUCUAUGGCAAAGAAAUUUGAUUGAUUUGCUUGUUUUUUAACCAUAAACUUUAUUAUAAAUAACUAUAAAUAAAAAUAGUGUGUAGAGUAUAUAAAACCUAAAUCAAGAACAAUUUACAAUGUAAACAUAAACGCACAUUGUUUAUUCUUUAAAUAAAAGUUUUCAUAUCUGCAAACAUAAAUGCCAAUACCGAUAUGUUUUAUAUAUAUAUAUAUAUAUCUUAUCAUUAUAUAUCACUCUCACUCUACUUUAUACAUAAUUGUUUCUUCACUGACCUGUUUAAUUCUAGGUGUUCCACAGGGCUCAACUCUUGGCCCAUUUCUGCUCUGUGCAUACAACCUCUAACAAAAUGUGAUUGCAAUGAUACAAUUGAGCAAGGAGCAAUUUUUUGCUAGUUAAAUAAUACAAUAGAUCGGAAGUGGUUUGAGCAGUUUCUAUAAAAAAAGGAUUGUCUGUUACAUUUAAGUUGAGCACUGUGUUAUUUGGGGAACAGCCAUCACUGCUUUUACUAGUGAUUAUUGGACGUUAGAAAUAUUUUCAAGACUAAAGAAUGGAAUAGAUGUGUCAGAUUUGAAAUAGUUUUCUUUGCUCUUGUGUUUUUCUGAAAGAAAAUAGAAAAUCUUUCUCAUUUUGUCUUGUCACUUGUUUGGUAUAAUACAGUGUAUUGAUAUAACAUUAUAGAGUUUGUGAUGAUUUGGGGCAAAUAAAAUGAUGUGACAACAACACUUCACAAUGAUGUCAUGUCUCUGAACGUUGUGCUUUACCUUGAUUAUUUAAGAAUUGAAUUACUACUUGUUCAUUCUGUUUUAAUCCUAGCAGGCUGGACUACUCUUGACUUGAUGUGCAUGUUGUUAAA
Molecule: messenger RNA, 8333 nt
Organism: Scophthalmus maximus (turbot)
Lineage: Eukaryota; Metazoa; Chordata; Actinopteri; Pleuronectiformes; Scophthalmidae
Product: myosin-8-like
Exons: 38
Coding region: 230-6061 (1943 amino acids)
Cellular component (GO): myosin complex
Molecular function (GO): actin filament binding; cytoskeletal motor activity; ATP binding
Source: RefSeq, a predicted model, not a curated record